Molecule: messenger RNA, 2835 nt
Organism: Amborella trichopoda
Lineage: Eukaryota; Viridiplantae; Streptophyta; Magnoliopsida; Amborellales; Amborellaceae
Source: RefSeq, a predicted model, not a curated record
GCAUUCUUCAGUCCCAGCUCACAAUUACUAUCAGGAAUGUUGUCUCUGUACCACAAGCGAACGCAUUUGUGAGCAGCCAAGAUACUAUUCAAAUUCAGACAUUCCUUUACAAAAGCAGAGUGGAGCAAUGUUAUGGCAUCCCUAAGGGUCGUUCUUAAUCUGGUGGCAAGGACCCUAGCCAAGAUUUUGUACAGCAUACCAAGUAGGUCAGGGUUGGAUAUCUUUAAGGGUCUCUAUGCCUUGGUUUUUGUUUCGAGAGAUUUGUGACUCUGCCUCUUCAGAACAAUUCUUUAGAACAUCAAAAGCAAAUUGUCACCCAGAAAUGCUUGAAGAAAGCAAGUGGGCGUUCAUCAUUGCCAGAAGCAUAAUCUCUGCCCAACCCAAACACAGCUUCUCUAAUCUCGUCAUUGUCAACUGGCAAUUCAAGCCAGUGAGCUUUCUCCUGAGUUAAUCUUGCAAAGGCGAUACCAUCUAGUUUUAAUACCAGUCUCUCCUUUGCUUGGAAGGCUGCCCUAAAUUGUUAUAUUAUGGCACUUUCUAUGACUUCAUAUUCUGGUCCUCAACCCCUUGAUUUUGAUCCCCCAAUGUGAUGUUGUUGGACUUUCUUCUUGAAUUGACGAUGAUACUUAAAAAAGUUUGGUAUUGUGAUCACUGUCUUUGAGCCAUGAUCUUUGGCUCCUUUAGAUUUCCUCUAGCUUGAGGAGUUCCUGGUAGGAAGCCCUAAGUUAUACCCUUCCUUGAUCUUCUUUCAAGGUAAGGGUUCCUACUGUAUACUUGAUUACAUUGAACUAAUCAAUCCGGAUGGAUAUCUCCCAAUGUUCAAGUUGCUCCACUAUUUGCAGUGGCAGCAAGGGGUUAAUUGUGGAGGCAGGUGCCUCUUGGCCUAUUACUAAACAACCAUGUCCACCUAUGCAGCCUCCUCAGGAAACUCAAUUUUAUGCAGAAUUGUCUUUGGCGAUGUCUGUCAUCUUUGUGGAGAUUGGGGUGAGCUGGAUGUCCAUGGUUGAGGACUAGUAUCCGAUGGGGAGCCGGGGCUUCUUCCUCCAACUUUCAGUAUUUGAGACUCUUACAUAAACACAUUUUGGACUCUCUGAGUUGUCCUGCUCUCUAACUACUUUCAGAGAGGCAUUCUGUCAACUGAAAAGGGUAAGAAGACUGGUGUGGUGUGUUCUCUUGUUCCUGGGUGCCUCGUCAGAGGCUUAUUGUGCAGUUUAAAGCACCAGCAGAAGCAGGAAGGGGUUUCCUUACUCAAGGGGGAAGAAUGAGUUAGGAGAGGGGGAAAAUUUGAGAAGAGGGACCGAGUAUUGCAUUCAACAAUCCUGACUAUGGGAUCCCUGCAUGCUUAGAUCUGGGCCGUCAAAACUACUGUCUUCUAUUGUGCUCAUAGAUCUUGACCUGCAGGUCGAUCUGGAAUCAAAGCUGUCAAAUGAAGCUAUUGUACUGUGGUCUAUGAAUAAUGACCAUCAUCACAUAUUGGGAUUGGGCGGCUAUACAAGUGGUGAUUGUAAUCCAUCGGAGGCUGUGUGUCCUGCUGUUGAGGUUCAAAUGCCAAAUUUGAAUUUAGAUUCUCAUCUUUCAGGUGCAAAACCUGCUUCUAACAGCCUCAAGUAGUGGCGGAACAGGAUUCUUGUAGCCGACCCCUAAUAGUUUGGGUAAGGCUCGGAUUGUGAUGAUCGUUUAGGUGCAAAAACCCGCUUCUAGCAGCCUCCAAUCUCCUUUGAGUUCGGCUACUGACCUGACUCCCUUCUGUGACGUCCUGGAAAGUAUGAAAUGGACCUCCAGUUCUUAGCCACAUUUACACUAGCAGCAAAGUGGCCCACCAAGUUACUUCACGGCCCCGACUGUGUUUCCCUUGUAGGUCCUGAGCGAAUUUACACAUGGGAACUCCGGGGAAGUGAGCAAGAGCCAAUUCAAAGAAGUGUUAUCAGACAUAUUGUUAGGCAUGGCUGCAGGUUUGAAGAGAGAUCCCAUAGUGAUCCUCAGGAUCGAUGGUCAGGAUCUGUCUGAAUUUCUAAAAGGUCCCGGGUUUGAACCCCAUGCCAUAUCUGUGUUCUCGCAAAUCGAAUCUACCGGCACUAUGCUUGACUAUGUGGAAUCCGCCCUUCACAAUUUCAGUGUAGAUCAUGGAAUGCCCCCACCUUCAGAUCCAUGGGUGACCAGUAAGGUCAUUGAGCCAGCCCUGGAAGCCAAUGCCUCUUGUCUAGAAGAGAGGAAUGUAACCCAAGAGGGAUUCGUGGAGUCACUGAAGAAGGUCAUUGAGAGCAUUGCUCUCCAUCUCAAAGAGGACCCUGUGAUAGUUGCACACAGUGGAAACACAUUUGAUGGAAGUAGCAUCAAAAGGCUCUUGUCAAACAAAUAUGAGUUGGACAAGGCCAUGGAGACCACAUGGAAAUCGCUUCCCAAAGACCGGCAUGAAAGAAUGUCCAAGGAGUACCUUCGUGUUGCUUAUGACAUUGUUGCCCCUGCUGCUGGCUUACCUCCCUAUGGAGCUGUUAAUCAGGUGGAUGAGGUGGUGAAUGAGGUUUUCAAGAUGGUGAAGGCAGAUGAAGCAGGAAGCUGCAAUGAAGCAGAGUUUAACAAGCUAAUCUUAGAGAUUUUGGGGGAUAUUAUGCUGCAAUUAGAGGGAAACCCAGUGACUGUCUCUUCUAAUGCAGUUGUAAAUGAACCUGAGGCCCCAACUUUUCUACCUGCUGCCUCUAACCAUGGUGAAUCAGAAUAGGCACUUAACCAUGGUUACUCCUAUUGUCUGCAAAUUUGGGCAUUUUAUAAACUACUGUCAUUGUAAAUGGAAAGAAUUCUCUUAGGAAAGCCUCUUUGGGCCUUAUUUUGUUGGGA